AUGAGAAAUUUAUUAAAGAGAGCUGAUAUGCUUGUAACUCCUUAUGAAUUUAAUGUCAAUCAAAGACAAAAAUCUUUAACAGUUAUUGGUAAAACAUUUUUUAAUCAAAGGUGGUGUACUUACAAUAUUAGUUGGAAUUUUUAGUAUAUUUUAUAUGAUUGGAGUCAUUUAAAAAGCACUAUCAGAUUAAGAAACUAUUUAUGUAGGUACUCAGAGUACAAUUAUAAAUUAAACAUAUAUAAAUAGCAACAACACAAUAUUUGCAUUUGAGGUUUCUGAUUAUAAUGGAAACAUUUUUGAAAACAUAUCAGAAAUUGAAUAGUAUAUAAAAUAAAUAAUAGAUAUAUCUCUAUAGAUGUUUUAUACGUAGAAUAAAAGAGGGAUGCCUCACAAAUAGGAUUCGAAAGAAACUCAAGCAAUUUGCUAUUGAAAAAGUGUGAAACUACCACUGUUGAAAAAUUUAAUUUUGAUGUAAUAACAAUUUCAAAUUCCUAAAAACAAAAUCUUUAUUGUGCAGAUGGGAAAUAUGAACUCAUAGGAUAAUAUUUUGAUUCUUACUUUUCUUACUUAAAAAUAUAAAUUAAAGUAUGUAAAAAUAUUACAAAUAACAUUUGCAAGCCUUUAGAUGAGAUCUAAACAUUUAUUAAAAGCGGGUAUUAAUUUUAUUCAUUAAUUUAGAAUCAAUAUAGAUUUAUUUUUAAAAGGAUCAAGACUUAGACAGUAAUUUAAUCUUUCUUCUCCAAUUUAAGCUUACCCAACAAAUAUUUUUUGGAAAUUAGUACUUGGAAUAUCAAACAAUGAAGAUAUUUUUAUUAUGCCUUUUUCUAUGGACUUAAGUAUUUUAUUUAUCAAUUUUAAGAAAGUAAUUCAAUUUUUUAUGACUUAAUGAAUGUUAAAUAAGAAGAAAAACUAUUUUAAACUACUGCUUUUCAAAAGUAGGAAAGGAGAUUAGAACCAACAGAUUUUGCAGAAGGAUCUUCUUUAUGCUCAUUUUAUAUUAGAUCAUCACUUGACAAUUAAUAUUAUUUUAUAGCUUAAUCAGACCUCUUUACUAUUUUUAGCUCUUCAUUAUCUGAAGCUACCGCUCUUGCAGUGGCGAUAAUGAGUUUUUUAAAGAUCUUUUAUCAUAGUUAUAAUUAGCAUAAAACUUUUGCUGUUCUCAUGAACUCUGUAUUUAAAUUUGACUUAGAAAGUGUCAAAAAAAAAAGAUAAUCUUCUAUUUACCAGUCAGAAUAAUCGGGUACUGUAUUUUAACAAAAAACAUCUACCACUCCUGUCAAAACAGGGUAAUUAUAACAAGUAUUAAAAUUGAAAUAUCAUAAAUUAGAUAUUAAAUUUUGAAAUAUCCUAUUCUUUCAUCUAAUACAUAAAAUAUUUAAUUUACAGAUUGUUUAAGUCUAUAUAAGGUAAAAAUUAUUUUAAGACUGAAAAAGAAAUUAUCAUCUCUUAGAUAGCUAAAUCAAAAAUUUAAUAUGAUUUAGAUCUAACUAAUAUUUUGAAAAAACUCUAUGAGAUUGACUGUCUAAAAUUAUUUUUUUUUGACGAUGAUUAAUUAAUUUUAUUUAAUACAUUUUGCUCUCCUGUGUUUUAGGAUGGUAUGGCAAACUAAAAGGACUUAUUUGAUAUAUUAACAAAUUAAUAACAAUAACAGAAAAAAAUAUUAUCUAAUUCAUAAGUAUCUGAAAAAGAUAAAAGAUUAGAUUUAACUUUUGUUGCUAGUUCAGAAAGUAAUGUUAUUAUAUACUAUAAUAUAGUACCAAUAAAUGUUCGUUUAGCAAAAGUAGCUCGUUUUUUUAAAGCAUAAUUAGGAGCUUCGAAUGCGGAAGGAUUAGUUCGAACUUUUCAAAGAAUUAAUGAGAAUUUAAAUCAAAAUUCUACUUUGAAUUAAAAAUUAUUAAGUUUUACUAAAUAAAAUUCGAGUUUAUUUCGUUUGGUUUAGAGUUAAUAUGAGAGCAAUUAAUAAAAAUAACCUUAGAAUUAAGUUCCAGAUGAAAUAGAUAGUUAAGAUAAAUAAAAUUCUGGAGGAAAGGAUUCAGCAUGGAGCAUAGAAGUUUAAAGCUAUUAAUUAGAAAGCGAGAAACGAUAAAAAGAAUUAGAAAUAUAAAAUUAAUUAUAAGAGUGA
Messenger RNA from Paramecium sonneborni, 2122 nucleotides. Lineage: Eukaryota; Ciliophora; Oligohymenophorea; Peniculida; Parameciidae. The record is from the annotation of a GenBank genome assembly.